UUAUAAUAACAAAGGGAAGGGGAGUGAGUGACGGGCAGAAUCAGAGGUUUUGUUGUAACUGCGUUUUGAAGUAACUGGGAUACAGAUCAAAAAGAGAAAAAUAUUUGAAGAUAAUGGAAAAGUUUGCAGUAACCCUGUUUUUGAUGAUACACCUGUGUUCAAGAUGUGAAGCUUAUAGAAAACAUGAUGUUGUUCCCAACGGAACAAUUUGGUUGGGAGAAAGUAUAAAACUGGUUAUUUUUAUCCCAAAUAUGAAGAGGCCCAUCGUUUGGUGGGUGAACAACGAACGAUACGAGUGUGACAGCACAUGCAUGGACAGUUCUUACUACAAAGUCACACAAUAUAAUGAUACAUCAACUCUGUGGAUUGCGAAUGUCACGUGGGAGAAUUCCAAAUGGUUUGUCGAGGAUGACAAUCUUGAAUUUGGAAAAAUUGAUUUGGACAUAAACGUGAGACCGAAAAUUGAAACCAAAUCCACCAGCACCGAACACAUAGUAAUGGCCAAAUGUUCACAUCCUAGGACAACAAUCAGAUGUUACUAUGGACAGAAACCUUUGCUAUUUACCCGUGAAAGUCUGAGUAAAUGUCCUGAUGGGAGAACAUUUAGCAACAUCGGAAUAUUAAGUUAUCCGGGGCUUUGUGGAAACGUGACCUGCUGGUUUACUAUUGGAAAAAUAUUCGUGGAAGAUCGGUUGUUGAAGUUUGGAAUGAAACCAAAAAUUGAGAUCACAAACAGAAACUGCGAAUACGAGAUGACGGCGAGGGAUUCCAGUCCUCUGACAUCAAUCGAGUGUUUCGAUAGAAAUAAACUUUUGGAAUUUACCAAUGUCCGUAAGAGCAACUCUUCUGACGAAAGAACUUUCAGAAACAUCAUGACAUUACUUUUAUCGAAUUAUUCUGAAAUGUGACAUGCAAUGUUAUCA
Molecule: messenger RNA, 923 nt
Organism: Octopus sinensis (East Asian common octopus)
Lineage: Eukaryota; Metazoa; Mollusca; Cephalopoda; Octopoda; Octopodidae
Exons: 8
Coding region: 114-908 (264 amino acids)
Source: RefSeq, a predicted model, not a curated record